AUGUCUACAUCCAAGCGAAAGAAAUUGUCCGAUUCGUCGGAUUUAUUAGCGCUACUCCCUCUGGAGAUAUACCAGUUGAUCAUCCCCAGAAUCUCCAAGACUGAUUUGGUCAACUGCAGUUCAACAUCUCGUUCGCAUCGCAGAAAACUCGAGGGAAAUUGUUUCCAGGAGUGCAAGAUCCCCUGGGAUGCGAUUGAUACGUUUUUGGAGUCAUCGUUGGACAAAUCUCAGUGCGAACAGGUCAGACUGUAUCUCUCUACAAACCUUACGAACUCCAAGAAGGCCGAGUGGAACGAUUUGUACAAACUGCUAUCGAAACUGAAGGAACUGCGCUCUCUUGUUUUGGAAACAUCAUCUUCGUCGAUAUUUCUGAAGUACCAGCCUCUUGACGAAAAACAAACGGGCAAGGUGGCAGACCUAUCGUUGGUAUCGCAGUUUCGCUUUGCCAAGUUUGAGAUUUCCCACCUUCGUUGUUUCCCCCAGAUCUCAUCGCUUUCGCUGCAAAACUUUCAGAUAUGUAAAGACAUGUUUGACUUUCAGGACUAUCGGUUUCCAAACCUGACUUCGCUGCAGUUGGCCAAUUGCACUUGGGAGUUCCCAGUUGGGCUUCAUCUUAUCUUCCCGUGCAAGUUGCAAAAGCUGGUUAUACAACUGGACGAUUCGCAUUCAAAUUUCACUCUCUCGGAGCGGUUUCUAUCCCUCUUGAAAUUUCACAAAGACAGAACGUGUAACGAAGAGUAUUACUCUCAUUUGAAGCAUCUCGAGAUCGAGGUCAAGGGCAAGUACCAGCCGUUCUGCAACUGGCUGCAAGCGCCUUGCGCCGGACUCACAACUUUGAAACUGCUAGGCUGGAAACUGAACAGUUUGGGUGAUCUUGAUGCAGUUUUCAAAGAUAAGUUUCCGAACUUGGAGAUGCUGGAAAUGAGUAUCUCCAACGAGAUGGACCUGGCAAGAUGUCGUUCCAAACUGCAGAGGCUGUUACCAGAAGCAAGGAUAAAAUUGCGGGUAUCAGAUGCAUAG
Molecule: messenger RNA, 1020 nt
Organism: Kuraishia capsulata CBS 1993
Lineage: Eukaryota; Fungi; Ascomycota; Pichiomycetes; Pichiales; Pichiaceae
Exons: 1
Coding region: 1-1020 (339 amino acids)
Source: RefSeq, a predicted model, not a curated record